AUCAGCUGUUUUGUGCGUAACAUUAGAAUCGCUAGAUAAAAAAAAGUUUAGCAAAUGAGGUAUGUAUCAUAUAUAGGACUCAUCUUCUUACUCUGAUUGUCUGAUCAAUAAUUAUGUUAAUUUUUCACCUAAAAAUAGCAUAAGGGGCAAUAUUGGUUAGUGAAGAGAUUGAUCAAGACAAUCACAGGCUGGAGCAUGGAUGCUAAAUUUUCCUAGCCAUUACGGUCGGAGCAUGGAUAAAUUUUCCUAGCCAUUAUGGCUGGAGCAUGGAUAAAUUUUCCAAGGAGCAUGGAUAAAUUUCCCUAGCCAGUAUGGCCGGAGCAUGGAUUAAAUUUUCCGAGCUAGUACGGCCGGAGCUGGGUGACUUUCCUCAGCCCCGACGGCCGGAAUAAGAAUCUCUAUGCCUCAACUUGAGGACAUUAUUUAAACAAAGAGGAAGUUUCAUUUUAGAGAACCAAAUUGAAUUAUAAAAACCCUGA
Messenger RNA from Paramecium octaurelia, 479 nucleotides. Lineage: Eukaryota; Ciliophora; Oligohymenophorea; Peniculida; Parameciidae. The record is from the annotation of a GenBank genome assembly.